Messenger RNA from Phyllopteryx taeniolatus (common seadragon), 696 nucleotides. RefSeq names its product cytochrome c oxidase subunit 5B, mitochondrial. NCBI's taxonomy places the organism in Eukaryota, Metazoa, Chordata, Actinopteri, Syngnathiformes, Syngnathidae. Gene Ontology annotation, cellular component: mitochondrial envelope. The record is from RefSeq and is a predicted model, not a curated record. Gene Ontology annotation, biological process: mitochondrial electron transport, cytochrome c to oxygen. Bases 16 to 468 code for a protein of 150 amino acids. The transcript is spliced from 5 exons.
GGAAAAUAGAAAAUAAUGAUACAAAACGAACAAUUACUGGCGAGCGCUCCAAAGAGAAUCAAAAUGUCGGCCGCAAGGUUACUGGUACGUUCUGCUGUGAGAGCUUCUUCCUUCUCCCAGCGAGUGGUGGCCCGCCGUCAGACCGGUCUGGUCCCCCCGCUGAGCCGCAGCCUGGCGGCCGGAGGAAUUCCCACGGACGAGGAGCAAGCCACCGGCCUGGAGAAGAUCAUCAUGAAGGCCAUGAAGGAGGGCGCUGACCCGUACAGCAUGAUGAAGCCCAAGGAGUACGCCGGUUCAAAAGCGGACCCUCACCUGGUGCCCUCCAUCACCAACAAGAGGAUUGUGGGAUGUGUGUGCGAGGAAGACAACACGGCCGUGGUGUGGUUCUGGCUCCACGGGGGCGAGGCCCAGCGUUGUCCAUCGUGCGGGUCCCACUACAAACUGGUGGCGCACGAGCUUCCCCACUAGGACGGCCCGAUGUCCGACUCCUGGUCUUCAGCCGCACGUUCCCGUCUCACUUCACAUUCGGCUCUUCGGUUCCCAAUACUUGAUCCGCCUCGCUGACCUCAUCAGUCCUCGUUACACUUCCGACUCGGUUUACAUCCUCUCUAACGUUCCAAAAGUAACAUUUUCAUUCUUCGAUGUGAUGACGUCACACUUAAACGUAACUUCAAUAAAAUACCACUGUGAAACGUU